Daphnia carinata is the source of this 5262-nucleotide messenger RNA. Its product is annotated as serine/threonine-protein phosphatase 6 regulatory ankyrin repeat subunit B-like. The record is from RefSeq and is a predicted model, not a curated record. Lineage: Eukaryota; Metazoa; Arthropoda; Branchiopoda; Diplostraca; Daphniidae. Bases 315 to 4541 code for a protein of 1408 amino acids. Gene Ontology annotation, molecular function: protein binding; protein kinase activity; ATP binding. The transcript is spliced from 4 exons. Gene Ontology annotation, biological process: protein phosphorylation.
UUCGAUGCAACUCAUUUGACAAGCUCUCGUCAACGAGAAAAAAAGUCUCGUUAAAAUAAUGUGAUGUGUAAUUUUAAGGAGCAAAUGAAAAAAACGUUAUUGACAUUUCACACGGAUCAACAGGUAUAGACAACGCGAUAACAAAUUAUUAUCUGCAUUGUACUCGUAAGCUAUAUUUUGUGCUUUACAGGUAAACUGAUAAAUUCAAAACGAUUUCGGAUUGCAAGUGAAGGUUCUUCAGUGCAAACGGUAUUUCCCAAUAGAAGCUCGUACAAGUUCUUGUCUCGCUAGCCUCGAGUGCCUAAAAGCCUGAAAUGUCAUCGACUACUGCCGUAAAUGUAGAUGGCAUCGAAUUUGAUCGCAAUGAUCUUUUGGGUAUUGGUGGCUUCGGUUCAGUGCAUCGAGGUAAACAUAAAGGUCAAAGUGUAGCAAUCAAAAGAAUUCUGAAGCUAAAUAACAAAGAUCAAGUAGUUAACGACGAGUUAAAAAUUCUGCAGCAGUUAGAUCAUCCCAAUAUUGUUAAAUUUGUGCACUUCGCAAGGGAUGAUAACUUCAAUUACAUUGCUUUGGAAUUGUGCGACGCAUCAUUAGAUCGGGUAUUCCUAAAAGAGGACGAUCGUCGGAAAUACAAAGGACCUGCAUUACCAAAUAAUUUCGAAAUUUUCUACCAGUUAGCCACUGGUCUCAAAUACAUUCAUUCACAGAACCUAAUCCAUCGGGACAUUAAACCGGAAAACAUUCUCAUUUCUGUGAAACAUACUGAUCAAGGUGAAGAGAUAAAGAUCAAGUGGGCUGAUUUUGGAUUGUCAAGAGCAGUGAAUGACAGAGGAACUUUCACAAUGAGUGGAAUCAGAGGGACUUUUCUUUGGUUUUCUCCCGAAAUUAUGGAAAUUAUGGGAAACGGCCUGCGCAUUGAAGAAACUAGAGGCUCUAUCAAAAGCGACGUAUUCGCAGAAGGCCUCGUCUUUGGUUACAUUCUCUUAAAAGGAAAACAUAUCUACGGCGAAAAUGCUUUAGAAAUUGCGAACAACAUCCUGAAAAACGAAUCAGUCAAUAUGAGUGAAAUUCACAAAAACCAUUUAGCACGUAACUUAAUAGAACAAAUGCUGAUCAACACAUCUGAUACAAGAAUUACAUCUGAACAAGUUGUUAACCAGCUUGCUGACAUAAAAAUCAAACUCAUCGAAAAAGAAAAACACCUGCAACUGCUGUGUAAACAUCACACAACAGUUUUUGGGAAUAAAAUCAAAAAUUUAAUCCAACUCGGUGUCGACUUAAACUCAAAGAAUGGCGAUGAAUGGAAUGCGCUUCAUUUUUUGUGUCGAUACAAUUCAAGCCCACACUUAAUGGAUGCGAUUAAAAUCUUGAUCGAUCUCGGCAUUGACAAAAACGCAAAAACCAACCAUGGAUCGAAUGCGCUUCAUUAUUUGUGUGAAAACAGUUCAAGCUCACACUUAAUCGAUGCAAUUAAACUCUUGAUCAAACUCGGCAUCGAUAAAAACGCAAAAACCAACGAUGGAUCGAAUGCGCUUCUUCUUUUGUGUCGAAACAGUUCAAGCCCACACUUCAUCGAUGCAAUUAAACUCUUGAUCGAACUCGGCAUUGACAAAAACGCAAAAACCAACCAUGGAUCGAAUGCGCUUCAUUAUUUGUGUUGUAACAAUUCAAGCCCACACUUAAUCGAUACAAUUAAACUCUUGAUCGAACUCGGCAUCGACAAAAAAGCAAAGGACAACGUUGGAUGGAAUGCGCUUCAUCUGUUAUGUCGAUUCAAUUCAAGCCAACACUUAAUCCAUGCAAUUAAACUCUUGAUCGAACUCGGCAUCGACAAGGACGCAAAGUCAAACAAGGGACAGAAUGCGCUUCAUCUUUUGUGUCGAUACAGUUCAAGCCCACACUUCAUCGAUGCAAUUAAACUCUUGAUCGAACUCGGCAUCGACAAAAACGCAAAGGACAACGAUGGAUGUAAUGCGCUUCAUCUUUUGUGUCGAUACAAUUCAAGCCAACACUUAAGCGAUGCAAUUAAACUCUUGAUCGAUCUCGGCAUCGACAAAAACGCAAAAACCAACGAUGGAUCGAAUGCGCUUCAUUAUUUGUGUGAAAACAGUUCAAGCUCACACUUAAUCGAUGCAAUUAAACUCUUGAUCAAACUCGGCAUCGACAAAAACGCAAAGGACAACUAUGGAUCUAAUGCGCUUCAUUAUUUGUGUCGAAACAAUUCAAGCCCACACUUAAUCGAUGCAAUUAAACUCUUGAUUAAACUCGGCAGCGACAAAAACGCAAAAACCAACGAUGGAUCCAAUGCGCUUCAUUAUUUGUGUUGUAACAAUUCAAGCCCACACUUAAUCGAUACGAUUAAACUCUUGAUCGAACUCGGCUUCGACAAAAACGCAAAAAACAACCAUGGAUCGAAUGCGCUUCAUCUUUUGUGUCGAAACUGUUCAAGCCCACACUUAAUCGAUGUGAUUAAAUUUUUGAUUGAACUCGGCAUUGACAAAAACGCAAAGGACAACCAUGGAUACAAUGCGCUUCAUGACUUGUGUCGACACAAUUCAAGCCCACACUUAAUCUAUGCGAUUAAAUUUUUGAUUGAACUCGGCAUCGACAAAAACGCAAAAUCCAACGAUGGAAUGAAUGCGCUUCAUUAUUUGUGUUGGAACAAUUCAAGCCCACACUUAAUCGAUGCGAUUAAAUUUUUGAUUGAACUCGGCAUCGACAGAAACGCAAAAUCCAACGAUGGAUGUAAUGCGCUUCAUCUUUUGUGUUGGAACAAUUCAAGCUCACACUUAAUCGAUGCGAUUAAAAUCUUGAUCGAACACGACAUAGACAAAAACGCAAAAUCCAACGAUGGAUGGAAUGCGCUUCAUCUUUUGUGUCGAUACAAUUCCAGCCCACACUUAAUCGAUGCAAUUAAACUCUUGAUCAAAAUCGGCAUCGACAAAAACGCAAAGGACAACGAUGGAAGGAAUGCGCUUCAUCGUUUGUGUUGCAACAAGUCAAUCCCACACUUAAUCGAUGCGAUUAAAUUUUUGAUUGAACUCGGCAUCGACAAAAACGCAAAAGCCAACAAUGGAUGGAAUGCGCUUCAUUAUUUGUGUUGGAACAAUUCAAGCCCACACUUAAUCGAUGCGAUUAAAUUUUUGAUUGAACUCGGCAUCGACAAGGAUGCAAAGGACAACGAUGGAUCGAAUGCGCUUCAUCUUUUGUGUUGGAACAAUUCAAGCUCACACUUAAUCGAUGCAAUUAAACUCUUGAUCAAAAUCGGCAUCGACAAAAACGCAAAGGACAACGAUGGAAGGAAUGCGCUUCAUUAUUUGUGUUGGAACAAUUCAAGCCCACACUUAAUCGAUGCGAUUAAAUUUUUGAUUGAACUCGGCAUCGACAAGGAUGCAAAGGACAACGAUGGAUCGAAUGCGCUUCAUCUUUUGUGUUGGAACAAUUCAAGCUCACACUUAAUCGAUGCAAUUAAACUCUUGAUCAAAAUCGGCAUCGACAAAAACGCAAAGGACAACGAUGGAAGGAAUGCGCUUCAUCGUUUGUGUUGCAACAAGUCAAUCCCACACUUAAUCGAUGCGAUUAAAUUUUUGAUUGAACUCGGCAUCGACAAAAACGCAAAAGCCAACAAUGGAUGGAAUGCGCUUCAUUAUUUGUGUUGGAACAAUUCAAGCCCACACUUAAUCGAUGCGAUUAAAUUUUUGAUUGAACUCGGCAUCGACAAGGAUGCAAAGGACAACGAUGGAUCGAAUGCGCUUCAUCUUUUGUGUUGGAACAAUUCAAGCUCACACUUAAUCGAUGCAAUUAAACUCUUGAUCAAAAUCGGCAUCGACAAAAACGCAAAGGACAACGAUGGAAGGAAUGCGCUUCAUUAUUUGUGUUGGAACAAUUCAAGCCCACACUUAAUCGAUGCGAUUAAAUUUUUGAUUGAACUCGGCAUCGACAAGGAUGCAAAGGACAACGAUGGAUCGAAUGCGCUUCCUCUUUUGUGUUGGAACAAUUCAAGCUCACACUUAAUCGAUGCAAUUAAACUCUUGAUCAAAAUCGGCAUCGACAAAAACGCAAAGGACAACGAUGGAAGGAAUGCGCUUCAUCGUUUGUGUUGCAACAAGUCAAUCCCACACUUAAUCGAUGCGAUUAAAUUUUUGAUUGAACUCGGCAUCGACAAAAACGCAAAAGCCAACAAUGGAUGGAAUGCGCUUCAUUAUUUGUGUUGGAACAAUUCAAGCCCACACUUAAUCGAUGCGAUUAAAUUUUUGAUUGAACUCGGCAUCGACAAAAACGCAAAAGCCAACAAUGGAAGGAAUGCGCUUCAUUAUUUGUGUUGGAACAAUUCAAGCCCACACUUAAUCGAUGCGAUUAAAUUUUUGAUUGAACUCGGCAUCGACAAGGAUGCAAAGGACAACGAUGGAUCGAAUGCGCUUCAUCUUUUGUGUUGGAACAAUUCAAGCUCACACUUAAUCGAUGCAAUUAAACUCUUGAUCAAAAUCGGCAUCGACAAAAACGCAAAGGACAACGAUGGAAGGAAUGCGCUUCAUCGUUUGUGAUGCAAAAAGAAAAUCACACACUUAAUCGAUGCGAUUAAAUUUUUGAUUGAACUCGGCAUCGACAAAAACGCAAAAGCCAACAAUGGAUGGAAUGCGCUUCAUUAUUUGUGUUGGAACAAUUCAAGCCCACACUUAAUCGAUGCGAUUAAAUUUUUGAUUGAACUCGGCAUCGACAAAAACGCAAAAGCCAACAAUGGAAGGAAUGCGCUUCAUUAUUUGUGUUGGAACAAUUCAAGCCCACACUUAAUCGAUGCGAUUAAAUUUUUGAUUGAACUCGGCAUCGACAAGGAUGCAAAGGACAACGAUGGAUCGAAUGCGCUUCAUCUUUUGUGUUGGAACAAUUCAAGGCCACACUUAAUCGAGGCGAUUAAACUCUUGAUCGAACUCGGCAUCGACAGGGACGCAAAGGAUUACUUUGGAUGGAAUGCGCUUCAUUAUUUGUGUGAAUACAAUUCAAGCCCACACUUAAUCGACGCGAUUAAAGUUUUGAUUGAACUCGGCAUCGACAAAAACGCAAAGACCUACUUUACUAGAUGGAAUGCACUCGGCUUGUGUCGGCGUAAUAUAAAUCUUGCAAAUUGCAACGUGAACGAAAUCUUUAAAACCGUAUGAAUUUUAAAAAAUGUUAAGGCUGUUCAGAAGAAGAACAUACUAAAAUAAAUUCAAACAAAAUUCCCCAGUAUGUUGCAAGAAAUGGGAUUCUCGGAAAAAUACAUCCAAG